This is a messenger RNA of Cladophialophora carrionii CBS 160.54, 1461 nucleotides long. RefSeq lists its product as uncharacterized. The coding region runs from base 1 to 1461 and encodes 486 amino acids. The record is from RefSeq and is a predicted model, not a curated record. Gene Ontology annotation, molecular function: zinc ion binding; DNA binding. Lineage: Eukaryota; Fungi; Ascomycota; Eurotiomycetes; Chaetothyriales; Herpotrichiellaceae. The transcript is spliced from 3 exons. Gene Ontology annotation, biological process: DNA-templated transcription. Gene Ontology annotation, cellular component: nucleus.
AUGGAGGCCGUGAACACGCUUGUCCAGCUACAAUCCGGGGAGCCCUCGGCCAGGCUCCCAGCGCCGUCCACUCCAACGCCGAGCAGCACCGCGAAUCAGCUUGAUGAGGACCGUGUUGUACGGGGAGGCGUCGCCGUCUUCGAUCCCAUGCUAAGUCCAGACCCUCCGCCAGAGGUGCUUCAGUCGCUGGUCAAGCUCUACGUUGAUCAGAUCGCAGACCAGCCCCUGCCCCUUUUCGAUAUCCAAACGUUAUCGUAUCGCGUGCAGAAGUUCCCGAAAAGCCUGCUUAGAAGCUUUCUUGCAUUGACUGUGAGAUAUUCCGACGACGAUUUCUUCAGAAGUGGUCGGUCGAAUGCCGUGGAGUUUUACAAGACAUCUGCGUCCAAGGCGUUGUAUGCCCGGGCUGCAGAAGCGAUUGGUGACGUGGAUGUCCUGCAGGCUUUCUGUCUGCUCUGCCUCAAUGAGAUUGAGGGUGCGUCCUACAUUUGGUCUCAUUGCAUGUUCGAGCUAACGGGAAUUCUACCAAUAGAUGGAAACAUGAAAAGAGCCUGGAUGACUGUCGGCGUUGCCGCUCGGCUCGCUGUCUGUUCUGGCCUUAUGAGCUCCACAGCCAAGGGCGCGGUCGUAACCGCUGACCAUUCUAGGUGUUACUGGAGCCUCUUCAUUCUUGAUCGCAUGCAUGGCAGCAGUUUCCGGAGUGUACCGGCCAUAUCGACCGAUGAUGCUGUUCCCGAAAUGCCGCCGUCCGCAAGAAGACCAGAGUAUUUAGGGCUGACCUCACCGAACGACCUCGAAGAGCCUCAAGCCGCAGAGCAAAAGGACGCCGGCAUCAACUCCUAUGCCCUUCAAUUGUUGUCGAUAUGGGGCCGCCUGAUGUCGUAUCUAAAGACGAUCAGUCAGGGCGUUCUUGAAGAUGCGUGGACAGCGAACUCGAUGUACCAGCAAAUCAAGGCCGAAAUGUCCCGGUUUGAAACAGUCCUGCCCGAAGUCCAUCGGUUCAAGAAUGCGAGGUUUCGUGAAAGAGAUAUCUCCGAGCUGGAAAGACAUCGGCAUUACUGGGCGUCAUGGGUGUUCACACAGUGCAUCUACCACGCCACGCACUGCACUCUGAAUCACCCUUUUCUCCAUAUUGCCAGGAUUCGGGGUCAGAGGAGGCUUCGCUCCCCUUCAUUCCUGCAACACGCCAGCGACCAAGCAGCUCUGCACUCCGCCUGGGUCGUUUUGAUCCUGAGUUCGUGCGAAGAGCGAGACUUCAAAAUCUACGACCCUUUUAUUGGGCAUCUAGCAUCAAUGAUCGCGACCGCUGAGUUCCUGCUCCAAUUCUCCAAGGACGAAGCAUUGGCAGCCAAAUCGGCCAGCAAUUUCAGUAUACUUCGACGUUUUGUUGAGAGAAUGGCGACCAGCCAUCCUCAUCUUCAGCACACUGUAAGUCACAUCCGGUCUUGUAGUAUCAGGGCCUAA